ACUUUCGACAUGCCGGGUCUGUUCAAACAGGGGGACAUAAUGGUCGAGGGCAUCUUCCCAGUUUUCAACAAGGAGCUCACGUCCACGUCCACCUUCAGAAGUGAGCCCCCCGGAGUCAAGUGUGUGGGGUUCGACCUCAGAGCCUUUCGCUGGACCCAAGUGAUGAUAUUUGCAAUCCAGGAAAUCAACAACGAUCCAGGGAUUCUCCCGAACAUAACGCUCGGCUACAGGAUCCUCAACUCUUGUGCAUCUCCAACAAACACUCUCCGGGCCGCGUUGACGCUGGCUGGUGGGGUCCGGAGCACAAAUCAGACCACAUGCGCUCCGGCCAUAUCUGCUCUCAUCGCAGAGUCCGGAUCCACACAGUCCUUAGCAGUGGCUGGAACCUUAGGUCCAUUUAAAGUGCCAAUUGUGAGCUACUUCUCCACAUGCGCCUGCCUGAGCGACAGAACAAAGUAUCCGACAUUUUUCAGAACAAUACCCAGCGACUACUUCCAAGCGAAAGCCCUGGCAGCCCUGGUGAAGCGUUUCGGAUGGCAGUGGAUCGGAGCUCUACAGUCUGACAACGACUACGGCCGUAACGGCAUCCAGGCUUUUACAGAAGAAAUGAAAAAUCUGGGCGUCUGCGUGGCGUUUGUCGGAACCAUCCUGCGCACGUACAAGAUGGAGAAAAUCCAGACUGUCGUCAACCUGAUCAAGCGGUCGAACGUGAAGGUCAUUCUUGCUUUUGUGCCCGAGGGUGAUUUCUACCCGUUGAUGAAGGAGGUGGUGAAGCAGAACAUCACCGGGAUUCAGUGGAUUGCCAGUGAGGCCUGGAUAACAGCCUCCCGACCCUCCACUCCACACAUCUACAAGGCCUUUGGGGGAUCGCUGGGAUUUGUAGUCCAGAAAAUGGCCAUUCCAAACCUCCAACCUUUUCUCGCCAACGUUAACCCAUACACAGAUCCCAGCGCUGCUUUUGUGGGAGACUUCUGGGAGAUGAUGGCGGGGUGUCGGCCAGGUCCGUCUCCCAGAGUGUCAGUGACUGAAACAUGCAGCGGCAACCAGACGCUGGUGGAUCAGCAGCAUGUGUUUUUCAACGUCACUCAGCUCAGAGUUUCGUACAAUGUGUACAAAGCAGUCUAUGCCAUCGCACACGCCCUUCACCGCCUCGUGUUCUGCAAAGCUGCCGGGGAGAAAAACCUGCAACCGUGUCGGAGCGUACCAGGCGUGACAUCAGCGGAGGUGACGAGGGAAGUUCAGGGGGUGAAUUUCAGGAAUCGCUUCGGCGAUAGAGUGUUCUUCGAUGAAAACGGCGACCCGCCUGCUUCCUAUGACCUGAUCAACUGGCAGCUCAGAGAUGGAAAAGUGCAGCAUGUGACGCUGGGCCACUUUGCCUCAGCUGCAGACGGAGAGUACGAGCUCAGUGUCCAGGAGGAAGCAGUCGUGUGGAGGACGGGCAAAACAGUCCCAGAAUCGGUGUGUUCUAACGUCUGUCCAGUCGGAACCAGGAAAGCGCAGAUCAAGGGGAAGCCAAUAUGUUGCUUCGACUGCAUCCCAUGUGCUGAGGGAACCAUCUCUAACACAACAGGUGCUGCGGACUGCUCACAAUGUCCCAGGGAAUUCUGGUCCAACGAAAGAAAAGAUGCGUGCAUUCCCAAAACGAUAGAGUUCCUGAGUUAUCACGAGCCCAUGGGAAUAGCCAUCUCCGUCCUCUCUCUGCUGGGAGCUUCCCUGUCUCUGGCCGUCAUGACCAUCUUCAUCCACUACAGAGGAACGCCGGUGGUGAAAGCCAGUAACUCGGAGCUCAGCUGCUGCCUUCUCUCCUCCCUCUUCCUGUGUUUCCUCUGCCCGCUGACGUUCAUCGGCCGGCCCACGGUGUGGACCUGCAUGCUGCGCCACACUGCAUUCGGAGUCACAUUUGCCCUCUGUAUAUCCUGUGUUUUAGCCAAAACCAUCGUGGUCGUGACUGCAUUUAAAGCGACAGUCCCUGGAAACAAGAUGUCGGGAAAGUUCGGACCCAAACAGCAACGACUGAUACUUGUCUUCUGCACUCUAAUUCAGACAAUAAUCUGUUUGUUGUGGCUGAAAUUAAACCCACCAUCUCCUGACAUGGACUUCAAAUACAGCGAGAUCGUUUUGAAGUGCAACACCGGCUCCGAUGCCGCGUUUGUCGCGGUGUUUUGUUACAUCGGCGUUCUUUCAAUAAUCUGUUUAGCUUUGGCUUUUCUCGCCAGGAAGCUGCCAGACAACUUCAACGAGGCCAAAUACAUCACCUUCAGCAUGCUGAUCUUCUGCGCCGUGUGGAUCACCUUCAUCCCUGCCUACGUCAGCUCCCCUGGAAAGUUCGCUGUGGCCGUGGAGAUAUUUGCCAUCCUGUCUUCUGCUGCUGGUUUAUUGUUUAGUAUUUUUUCUCCCAAAUGUUACAUAAUAGUGAUGAGACCGGACAAAAAUACCAAGAGGUGUGUGAUGGGGAAGGUACAAUGA
This is a messenger RNA of Synchiropus splendidus (mandarinfish), 2466 nucleotides long. RefSeq names its product extracellular calcium-sensing receptor-like. The transcript has 6 exons. Bases 10 to 2466 code for a protein of 818 amino acids. The record is from RefSeq and is a predicted model, not a curated record. NCBI's taxonomy places the organism in Eukaryota, Metazoa, Chordata, Actinopteri, Syngnathiformes, Callionymidae. Gene Ontology annotation, molecular function: G protein-coupled receptor activity. Gene Ontology annotation, biological process: G protein-coupled receptor signaling pathway. Gene Ontology annotation, cellular component: membrane.